AUGGCUGCCAUGGUGUUCAAGUCUUCACGGCUUGCACAAGGCUGCUCCAUCCUGGCAAUUCUGGCACUCGUAGCUGUGCUGCAAUGCUUCCGUGAGGAUCAACACGGUGUGGUUCAAGCUCCGUCGCCGUCGCGCUUUGCUCCGGCACGAGCUCUGAAGGCACAGAAUGAUGCCCACAUCCAGAAAGCAGACGAGCUUGAGCCAGCAGUUCUUGACGGCAGGGAGGACUUGCCCGUGGAAGUUGUGGAACAAUUCGAGACUGUGGAGGCCUCAACGCUCAAAGGCAAUGAGAGCUCAGCAUUGACAGCAGCGGUGCUGUCUGAAGACCUUUCUACAACCAGCAUCGCCCAACAAGAAAGCCUCACAUCGACGAGCUCAUUCGAGCAACAGAGUACCGAGACGGCGGAGAAUCCCCCUGCUGCACGUAUGGAACACUUGGAGGGAAGCUGGUCCCAAACGACAGCAGACAUGAUUGCCGAGGACGGUAUUCAGCUGUACCAAAAAAGCAUAACAGUCCUGAAAGACGCUGCCGUCUCAAGUGAGGAGGCAUCUGGCCACAGCCUCGACGAGUUGGCAAUCUUCGGCGACUGUCCCUGCACUUCGAUACUUGCUGGCGAACGUCCGCCGGCCAAUGCAGAUUGUCUUCGCAACUGCUCUAGUGUCGUGCAACAUGGCGGGAUGCGCAUCAAUCUUCCGGAUGGCCCCCUGGCCUUCCCGCAUGAGCAUGAUGAACUCUGA
Symbiodinium natans is the source of this 738-nucleotide messenger RNA. The record is from the annotation of a GenBank genome assembly. Lineage: Eukaryota; Dinophyceae; Suessiales; Symbiodiniaceae.